Messenger RNA from Leucoraja erinaceus (little skate), 5967 nucleotides. RefSeq names its product NIMA-related kinase 10 (gene nek10). Lineage: Eukaryota; Metazoa; Chordata; Chondrichthyes; Rajiformes; Rajidae. Gene Ontology annotation, biological process: protein phosphorylation. Bases 196 to 3693 code for a protein of 1165 amino acids. The transcript has 37 exons. Gene Ontology annotation, molecular function: protein serine/threonine kinase activity; ATP binding; protein binding. The record is from RefSeq and is a predicted model, not a curated record.
AAGUCGCAGCAUCGGCGACGCUGAUUGCGACGGGCAACUCCCUGCCGCAGUAUCGGCUAUUGUGAUUGGUGGAGGAGCCACUGCUUCUGGUGUCCAUGGACCGAUGAAAACUAAACGGAGCUGCAGAGAGGGAGCUGCGCCAGGGGAGAACAUGAGAAGCCGGAAUAUUUUUAACUGACUAAGUGAAGCGUCACAAUGCUUGAGCAGGAUAAAAAGAUUAAAGUUGCAGUAAAAACAUCAGACACCAAGCUCCAAAGAAAUGAAGACAAAGAACACACAGAUCUGAAGCGGCUACUUAAUCUCUUGAAUGUACCAGCAAGCAAGCAACAGUUGCCAGCUCUGAGUUUUGAUAAAGGCCGUGGAAUUCUAACUAAAUCACAACAACAUUCCAUUCAGGGAAAGCAAAAUGCUGGAAACCGAUGUGCGGAGCAGCAGCAGCAGCAGUCAACUGAGGCUGUGGAACUUGAAGCUUUUAGUGUAAAUUAUAAGAAUGAAAGAAAAUUUAGUUGUCAUCCCCACCACAAACUGUUUCUGGAAAUUUUCACUGCACUGGUGAAGCAGAGACUCACAUGCAGAGAAUGGGUAGAUCGAGUUCCACCUGCUAAUUUUCUCCGUGUGUUAAUUUGUCUGCGCUUAAUAAUGAGGGAUCCAUUUUACCAGAAAAUUUUCAUUGAACUUGGAGGGGUUGAGAGCUUGGCACAGUACAUGGAAACUGUGGCACAAGGCUACCUUGGAUAUGGAGGUCAACAGUUUGUCAUUGACAGAUUAGUCUCUGUGACUUAUAUUUUUCAAAAACUGGCAGCUGUUGUGGAACAAAGAGAAAGGAUAAUAUCAAGUGGAGCAUACAAGACUCUAGUAAAGUUACUGGCUGCCAAGGACAAUAAUGUAUUGUUGGGUGCUCUUCUUGCUCUGACCAGCUUAGCGGAAAGUCCUGAGUGCAGAGUGAAGAUUGGGGAACUUACGAUUGUAGAAAACCUGUUGGCAAUUUUACAAGAAUAUGACUUGUUAUCCAAAAGAAUGACUGCUGAGCUGCUUCGUCUACUCUGUGCAGACUCUCAAGUGAGAGAACAGAUUAAGAUUUACGAAGGAAUUCCUAUUAUGCUCAGCCUGUUGCAUUCUGACCACCUCAAAUUGCUGUGGAGUGUUGUUUGGAUUUUGGUUCAGCUCUGUGAGGAUCCAGAUACCAGCACUGAGAUUCGUUUGUGGGGGGGCAUCCAGCAACUCCUGCACAUUCUCCAAGGAGACAGAAACUUUGUGUCAGAUCGUUCUUCAAUUGGAAGUUUGUCUAGUGCUAAUGCUUCAGGGAGAAUUCGGCAGCUUUAUUUGUCUGAAAAGCUGAGUACUCAUGAAAUUCAGGAAAAUACACUGUCAUUGCAAGAAGCAUGUUGUGCUGCUCUUACUGAGCUGGUGCUUAAUGAUACAAAUGCUCAACAGGUUGUACAGGGGAAUGGCAUUUAUGUGAUUGGGAAAUUAAUUCUACCAAACAAACAACGAAAUGCACCAAAAGCAGAUAUAUUUCAGUGUUAUGCAUUUAGAGCUUUGCGGUUUCUCUUCAGCAUGGAAAGGAAUAGACAACUAUUUAAAAGAUUAUUUCCUUCAGAUAUGUUUGAGAUGUUCAUUGAUGUUGGACAUUAUGCACGUGAUAUAUGUGCAUAUGAGAACCUAGUAAAUAAGCUGAACUCUUUGCCUGCCAAUGAACUAAAACAAAUCACUGAGAAUAUUGAAGGAAUUAACCAAAAUAAAGCCCCAACAAAAUUUAUUGGUAAUUAUGCAAUUUUAGAUUACCUUGGAAGUGGAGCAUUUGGGAAUGUUUUUAAGGUACGGAAAUACAGUGGGCAGAACCUGCUCGCUAUGAAAGAAGUUAACUUACACAAUCCAGCCUUUGGAAAGGACAAAAAAGACCGUGACAGCAGUGUGGAAAUAAUUGUGUCUGAGUUAACGAUAAUUAGAGAACAGCUUCAUCAUCCAAAUGUAGUUAGAUAUUACAAGACUUUUGUGGAAAAUGACAGAUUGUAUAUAGUAAUGGAAUUGAUUGAAGGUGCACCCCUAGGUGAGCACUUUAAUUCCCUCAAAGAAAAGCAACAGAAGUUUACAGAAGAACGAAUAUGGAAUAUAUUUAUACAAAUAUGCCUUGCACUGCGUUAUUUGCACAAAGAAAAAAGAAUUGUUCACAGAGAUCUUACGCCCAACAAUAUCAUGCUGGGUGAGCAAGACAAGGUAACAUUAACUGAUUUUGGCCUUGCAAAACAGAAGCAAGAAAACAGUAAGAUGACUUCAGUUGUUGGGACUAUCUUAUAUUCUUGUCCUGAAGUUGUGAAGAGUGAACCAUAUGGAGAGAAGGCAGACAUUUGGGCUGCAGGAUGCAUACUAUAUCAAAUGGCAACUUUGAAUCCUCCAUUCUAUAGCAGUAACAUGCUCUCUUUGGCAACAAAGAUUGUUGAAGCAGCAUAUGAACCAAUACCAAAAGGACUCUACUCUCACAAAGUACACGAGACUAUCAAAAGAUGUUUGACUCCUGAUUCAGAAGCACGGCCAGAUGUGGUAGAAGUGAGUGCGUUGAUUUCAAAUAUCAUGAUGAAAUACAUGGAUAGCUUAUGCACGAUGCAGAUAACUAUGGAGAAGAAGCUUGAUCGGGAGAGACGGCGUACACAAAGGUAUUUCAUGGAAGCUAACAGAAAUGUCAUGACAUAUCACCAUCAGCUCUCCAUGAUAUCACAGGAGUAUUGUGAUAAGUCAUGCCUUGGAAGCAGUAGUGGAAUAGCAAGUGUGAAGAGCAAAUCAUCAGAAACAACUGACAACCCAGUGGAUGACUUGCAUAGAUUGCAUCUUAAAGAUGAUGAGAGACUGAACGAUGCAGUAUUGCUUGAGAAUAUUAAUCCAGCAGAAAACGUAGACAAAGAAUUGGAAGAUGAGUUGAACAUUUCAGAUCACUCAAACAACUCAAGUCCGGGCCCCAUAAAAGAUUCUACUUUGAGGCAUACUUCUCCCUCUAAUGUGUUUGGUCAGGGCAAAUUGCUGCAAUCACCAUCCAAAGCAGAAGCACUACACCUUAACAACAGUCUUCGGGCAUAUUCCUUUGAAACCUCUGGUUGUCUUGACAUAACAGCUACUUUACCAAGAAGUAUCAGUUAUAUUGGCAUAGAGAGCCAACAUGAGUCACAACAUGGAAGAGCGGCAAGGCAAUCAAAUACCAAACCAAGAUCAGCAUCUGCAGGAAUAGCAGUCUCUCAACGGAAAGUACGCCAAAUUAGUGACCCAAUUCAACAGAUUCUCAUCCAGUUGCACAAAAUCGUAUAUAUUACACAGCUUCCACCUACUUUACAUCACAACUUUCGAAAAAGUGUAAUUGAGAGGUUUAAGAAAUCAUUAUUCAGUCCACAGAGCAAUCCUUGCAACUUGAAAGCGGAACUUAAAAAGCUUCUUCAAGGGUCUCCAGAACUGAUUGAACUGAACUUCGUCACUGCAGACUGUAAUUUAAUGCGUCAGACAUCCAGGGAGAAUGCAGCAUUCCCUGGAGACAGAGCAGUGAACGUGUACAGCUACGAAUAUGAGGAAGGAAUAACUUACGAACAAAUGCAGAUGAUGAUUGAAGAAGUUCUUAUUGAAAGUGGUUAUUAUGACAUCCUAAACACAGUCAACAGAAAUCACACUUACCCGUGGAUAAACAAGAAUCAUUUGACUGCACGGAGAUAGUCUACAUUUGAUUUUCAUAAUACAUUGGCGAGAGAAGUAGUAUAGAACUGCCGUCACACAGAAGUACAUGUACGUGUUUAAAUUUGACAACUUUUGGAGGGACAUAGUAAACACACACACCAUAGCAAUCCUUGAAAUGCUUAAUGAUUAUUGGGAUAAAUCAUUAAUUGGGAAUGAUGAUUAAAUUAAUAUUAAGGACCACCCCUGUCCAUUCUGUCCCCACAUCUGUUCAUGACAGAUUUUAGGAAGGAUUUAUUCUGUACACAUUGCUUCAAGUGCACUUAGCUUUAUAUAUGUAUAUAACACAGUGAAAAUUGAACGACUUAAGGUAUACAAUUCAGUCUAUACUGUAUUUUUUCUAUUUUUCUAUUUUUUCUAUGCUAUCCUGUGUGUUUUAUGGGGAGUAUAGAUUGGUUUAAAGUCAAUUCUUCACUUAUUUCUGAAAAUGCAAAUGAGAUUGACUUAUGAACCAAGUUCCUUAACCAUUUACUAUGCCAAAUGAACACAAUUGAUAAGCAAAUAUAAUUAUAAAUAUAAACGUAUGGCUCAGAUUAGCACAAAUGUCACAUCUGUGUGCUUUUUGUUUGAAUUGGUAGCUUGGACCAUAUAGAAAAUGGGAUUUACAGAUAUACAUUCUGUAAAUCGGACUAUCCAAUAAACUAUUAGCUUCAAUCUUCCGAGAAUGAUUAUCAAUAUAUUUAGUCAUGGAAAACGUCUGUAAAUUUUCUGUUUAAUAUCUGUAAAUUAAUGUUUAUGCAUAAAAUUGCCAAAGGAAUGGGACUUUUUGGAAGAUGACAUAAUGCAGUUACAUUUUCAACUGCAUAAAACACACAUAAAAUGGCUGCUUUCCAGUUGCAGCAAAAUUUAGAAAAUAAUUACUCUUGAUGUAAGAAUAAUUUAUAUAUUGAGUUUAUAAAUAAUUGCAGUUUCCCAUUGCAAACAGCAAAGAAUACAAUUGCAUUUGUUUUACGAGGGAAUCUGAGCCAUAUUGAGGUAUUUUCAAUGAAAAGACAAUAGUUACGAAUUAUUAGAAUUUUUUCCAGGCAAGAUUAGUUACUGAAUAUAAUUGACAAAUAUUAAAUGUCAACAUUAUUUUAAUAAUGAAAAAAAAAUAAAAUAUAUAUUUUUCCAAUUUGGAACCUUUAUCUCUCAGUUUAUUAGGGUGAAUCUAGUCUGAUUUAUGUAUUAUUACAUUUUUAUGCUGCAGUUGCCUGUGCAUUUGCUGUACAGCAUAAAUAAUAAAUGGUUUCAAAAUAUAGAAGCAUCAACCUUUUCUUCAGAUGUAAAAUUCUAUGGAUGUUGCAGUCAUUUUUGCUGCAAAAUUUGCAAGAAAUAUUGAGCAGUUCAGGCAAUAUCAAUGGAGAGAGAAACAGUCAGUGUUUGAGGUCAGUGACCUUUUAUCAGAGCUACUUCCGAUAAAAAGGACAAUGACCUGAAAUAUUAACUCCUUUUCUUACCAUAUUUAUUGCCUUACAUGCAAACCAUUUCUUCAGUACCAUUCAGCUCAAGUGUUAGUCUAAUCAAACUGAGGUAGAUUUGUGAGGGAAUGAGGUUGCUUUCAUAUCUUUACUGUCACGUUCUACUAUUCUAGUUGAUGUCAUUUACUUGGCAAAUGCUGAUUCAGCACUGGCUGUGCCUUUCCCUGCAGCUACAGGUAGUGAUUUUUUCAUCAUUUUGUGCAACUAAUAUACUUCAGAACAUGGAAGUCAAAGUCUUCAGUUCUAAAAUAUUUUGCUGCUUCUUUAAGAACCUGAAUUAUUGAAUUCACAUAAGAUGCACUUAUGUUCCUGAAUAUUAAUUAGCAAUGGCUGCUCAUGAAACACUUACUUUAAGCUGAACCUCAUUGCAAAUGUACCAGUAUUAUUAGUGCACCACGGAUUCUCAUAGCUUACUAAACCUGUGAUCUCUGCAACUCCAUUAUCAUUUACAGUUUUUAUAAAUUCAUAAAAUUCUUACGUCUCCAAGGUUUUGAUAGGACACAGAUAAAAUUGAGACUCAGGCACAUAAUUUAAAAGGAACAAAAAGAAAGAACACAAAAUGUUACACAUUUAUUAAAAUUUUGAUUGUUUGUAGAAGAAUAAUGGUGUGGUAUCGCAUUUAAAUAAAUCUUUUAAAGAAAUAAAUUUACAUUAACACAAUUCAAGAUUUCUUGCUUGUACUGCACAAAUUGAAUGAAUAAGUGUAUUUAAAAAAUAAAUGUCUAUUCAUGUUUGCAAACUGGACAGCAAAAUGUUAAGAAACAUUUAGAAAUGUUCAUGUUUUAUUUUUGUAAUA